AUAAUUCAAGUACGGAAGAAAUUCCAAAACUUAUUCUGGACAUAAUUAAAGCAAUGAAAUAGUCGUGAGCAAUGAUUAAUAAGAACUUUCAUUAAUUAACAUGCUUAAAAACAAUGAAUAAGGACGAGCUUUUGUGGAACAACUCUGUCACGUUCAAAACAUAAUGAUGUGACAUUCUUGACAAAUGUUGAGACUAGUAAUAUAGUCACGGUAACAAUAAAUUGUGCAAUUUCAGCGCAUUUUCAUAAAUCAAAUCUAGUGUAUCGGGUAGAAACCCAAUGCGGAUUAUAUUCACACCGUACCAUCAAAAGUCUUAUGGAAAGACCAAGAUUUACCCAGCAUAAGUAUGAAGGUAUGAAGCUUAAUAAGUCAACUGAGUUUCGCUCAGCAUAAGUUUGAAGCUAUAAAGCUAGCGAGUCAGCUGAGCUUCGCUCAGCAUAAGUUUAAAGGUUUAAAGAUCAACGAACAUUCUUUAAGUUUUUUAAAAAAAUUUUUCAUCCAAAGUUGAAUUUUAUAAAAAUCACAGUCAACUUUUGUUUUGUAAAAUUCGUAAGAAAGGAAAGUUUUUUGCUUUUUCUGAAGCAACGGCUGUUCCUUAUUUGCCCAAAAACAAUACAGCUCUUCUAUAGAGCAGCACGGAUCAAAUGUAAAAAACUAGAAGUACUUACGAUGUCUCGUUAUUGUGAUUUCUUGCUGAUUAACUUGCUUGUUUGCUUGCUUACAGAAAGCGUAUUUUGCGAUUUUCUCAAUCAUUAAACCACACUUUAAUUAAAAUUUGUAAAUCUUAUUAUAUUCACACCGUUUUCACGUGUGAAUCUAUUGGUUUUGUUCAGAUUGAAAAACCAGUUUUUCGCAUUUUGUGAGAAAACGAAGCAAAAUUGGUUAUAAAAGGUCUCAGAAGAAAAGUUUGUGCCUGAAAUUUUACAUCAUUUUCAAAAAACAGAUUUCAAAUUGGUUGCAAACAAGCAUGCAAGUUAAUCAGCAAAAAAUCUCAAUAAAGAGACAUCGUAAGUACUUCUGGUUUUUUACAUUUGAUCCGUGCUGCUCUAUAGAAGAGCUGUAUUGUUUUUGGGCAAAUAAGGAACAGCCGUUGCUUCAGAAAAAGCAAAAAACUUUCUUUUCUUACGAAUUUUACAAAACAAAAGUUGACUGUGAUUUUUAUAAAAUUCAACUUUGGAUGAAAAAUUUUUGUAAAAAACUUUUAAAGAAUGUUCUUUAAACUUUAGACCUUCAAACUUAUGCUGAGCGAAGCUCAGUUGACUCGCUAGCUUUAUAACUUCAAACAUAUGCUGGGCAAAUCUUGGUCUAUCCGUAAGACUUUUGAUGGUUAGGUGUGAAUAUAAUCCGCAUUGGGUUUCUACCCGAUACACUAGUUGAUAUUUGUCAACAACUGUUCUUUGAGAUUCAAAUUGUGCAAUAAUGUUUGAGACUACAGGACAGAAAGAAAAGAGUUGCGCAUUGUUAGGGAAAAUGAUAACAAAAAUUAUUUUUUCAAAGAAAUUUUCUCGUUUUUAAAUUUUCACCGAUUUUCCACAAACGAAAAUUAAUUACCGUAUAUAGAAUAGCUUGAGAAAGAUCAAAAGUACGACAUAAACUCAAAACAUCUGAAUUUAAUGAGACUUUCAUUAAAAAAAUCGUAAUUUUUCAUUUUCCGCUAUUAUAAUUUUUUUUUGUGUAUAGUUUUUCUACUAUUUUAAAAAAAUUAUGUCAAACAAUGAAAUAUUGAGUAUUGAUGAUCAGACUUUAGUCAGUAUUAUGAACAAAAGGCAUCGAUCAGCAGCAAAAUCCUUUAAAUCUCCGCCACAACCAAAAUUUUGUAUUAGAGAAACUUUGGGUGAUGGAUCUAAAGAUGUUUUUAUUAAUGUCUUAUCAUAUUCACGGAUCGCAAAUCAAUUAUCAGAGUUUGACCCGGUUCCAUUGUAUGGAGGCAUGCAGAUCCGAUCAUUUAACUCGUUAAAAAGUUCUCUGCAACUCCAGGCACAACAGCAAUUACCAUCACCUCAAUUACCUCCAACUCAAUUAAUUUUUGCCGUUAUGGCAUCGCCAGAAGUAUUAAAGAAAACGGGAAGAAACUGUCCAGAAACGCCUGAACAAUCGAAUUUAGUUGAAUUAAUGUGUGAAUUCGUUGAAGCGAUGAAUCCUGGCCUAGCAUUAUCAAAAAAACCUGAAAUUUUAAAAGAUCGAGAUUUGACGGGUGAAUUAAAAGAUAUAUGGAGUGCUGUUCAGAAUUUUAGAGAGAAGGAAAAAUCAGGAGUGUCCGAUAUUGUUGUUUAUACAGAAUUCGGACCAGAUAGUGCAACACCUAUAUCGCCUAUACAGAAAUGUAUGGAAGAAAACAUAGAAUCAAUUAUGAACAAUGAUGAAAAUUCAAAUGAAAUGAAUACUCAAGAGAAAGCAGCAGAUGCGUUGUCGGAACAGAGCAUUGAAUCAACCGCACUAGCCAAUAACAUUGUAGAAUCGCCAAACACGACAAGUUUAGAGAGUGAAAAUGUAGCUAUUGAGAAACUAUCACUGAGUGAUAAAAAGUCAAAAAAUAAUAACUCUAAUAUUAAUGAAAAUGAAUCUAGUGAAAAAAUUGUUAAAGUCCAAAAUCAAAAGAAUAAGGAAUCUCAACAUCAUUUCUUUCCGAAAUUUUUAACAUCAAGCAAAGUGAAAGAUGACACGGCGAAAGAUAAGGAUAAAGAUAAAGAGAAGUAUGAUGAGCAGGAGACAAAGGUAAAGACAAAGAAAACCCUUAAUUUUUUUCGGCGCAACAAAAGCUCUACAAGUUCGCCAACUCAUAAUAGUAAUAGUGAUAGUUCCAAUAAUCCUAAUAACAAUAUAACAGCUGAUUGAGCAAACUGACAAGCUUCAAAUAUUAGAUUUAUGCUACAUGUGAAUAUCUUAAAAUUGAACAUAGGAUAUAUCUGUUUUAAAAGAUAUAUAUACAAUGAGAAUCAAUGAACAAAUCUGGUUGAAAAAAUAUUCUUAUGCAUUAUGGUAAAAAUAUGAAAAAUGGAUGUAGGAAUAAGCAGAACAAAACAUUCAUGCAAACUGCCUAAAGCUUCAGUCAUUUUUACUUUAAAUUAGGAUUUAGUAGAAAUUAUUUAUAUAUUAAGGAGACGAUUAUGAACAAAAAAAAAAAAACAAUUGAAAUUUUUUAAAAAUUGAGCACACAGGUUUGUUUGUUUCUCGUACUAUUUUUAUCACUAGAGAUAAUAAAUCUAACUGAAUUUGGAAGAAAACAUUCUUAGAUGAAUGAUGAUAGCUUCAAGCCUAGUGCAAAACGCACUAAAAACUUCUCGUUUUGCUCACAAACAAGUUGUAGCUGAGUGAGAAGCAUUUUUAUCUACUUAGAGAUUAUAGCUGCGUCUAAAGCAUAAUAAUUAAACUUCCUCUUGUAGUAAAGCGCUAAAAAUUAAAUUAUUUUACAAUCAAAAAAUAGUAUAGAGAGAAUCUGAAAGAGUUGCGUGAUGUUGUGUACAUAUGAUUUGAGUAAUGUUUACAUUUCUGACUUCUGUGUUUAAAAGUAAAGUCAUCGAAUAUUGACUACUGCAUUUAUUUAUUUCUCUCUUCCUUACUUAUUUUUAAAUUAUAACCCUAUUCCAUGUUUCAACAGACAGUCAAUCUAGACCAUACAUACAUACAUACACAAACUGCCAUGUAGAACUGAAUUUACAUUUCUUUCUUAUGAUUUUUUUUUUUAUUUUUCUAUCUUUUUUAAAGAAAAAUAUUUACUGUACAUUCGUUAAAGAAUAAUAGAAAUAGAAAUAACAAUAACAGAGGAUCCUCGAUUUCAAAUUUUAUUUCAUGUCUAAGAAAACUCUAUCCAAAUCGAAGAUCCUUCCAGUAAAAAAAUGAGCAUACCGACUUUUUAAGACGAUAAUAGAAUAUUGUAUAUUAAUAUUUAUGUUUUUAAAUUAUUUUAACUUUUUUAUACAUUUUUGUAUUGAAGUAAUGAAAGUAAGUAUUACUAAAAGGUGAAGAUUUUAGAGAAAUAAUGAUGAAAAAUAUGAGAUUUUGUAUUUAAUAAUAAUAAUAAUAAUAAUAAAUAAAAUAAUAUAAAAAAAUAAUAAUAAUGCACAAGACUUGACAGUGCUAGAAGGUGACUUAAUCGUAAGACUGUAUUUUUUACGCAUGCAAAGUAAAUUAGUAAUAAUUAACUGCUUCGGCAAGCAUAAGACAGUUUUCACUGUUUUCCAUCAAAAUCUAAGAUCUCAAAUUUUGUUGCACUGACUAUAAUUAUUUUUACAAAUUUUACUUUUUUCUUACAUUAAAGAUCGAUUGCACUAUUAUCACCACGAGUAUAAAGCAUGCAACACCAAAGAAGUAGAAAAACAUUCUACAAAUUAAACGAAUUUUCCGCUCUUUCUCGAGUUUCAUUUGCAGCAUUCUCGUUUUAUGGUAGUCUAGCGUAAAUGACCAAAUGUCAUAGUUAUUUCUUCUUUUCUCCUUGUUCAUUUUAAUCUUUACCAUUCUAUUCUUUUUUGGCUUAAUAGUUAUAGUAUUUAAUUGGUAUUUUUGCCAUUGCUCAAUAAUUUGAUCGUCAGGAUUUCGAUAAAUUAAAGAAAUUUUCUCGCGUUCAUUGUAGCGUGGAGGUGGAAUCGGUGCAUCGUUAACAAGAUUAUCAUUAUUUUCUUCAGCAAUUAACAUUGAGUAAUAUUCCACCGAAUUGGUAUCAAAGUUGCUGUUGAAUGAGUACUUAUCGUAGCAAUUUUUCAUAAAAAAUCCAUCAAAAUUCAUACUUUUGCAUCUUUCGUAAUCAGAUAUUGAAUCAUUGGAGUAAUAACUAACCGCGUCUGUUUGGCUAAAGCUUAUAUUAUCGUAAUUUCCAACAUUACUACCGGUCGUAUGCAUUUCCUUCUUUAAGAAAGCAUUUUUCAUGUGAACAAUAUUUGUUUUUUUCGACAUAUUCUCUGAAAAUCUUUUCAAUUCACUUUCUUUCCUUUGAUUGAUCAUUUCGACAUAUUUUGCUAAUUCCUUCUUUAAUUCGUCUAUUUUCGACACUAAUUGUGUUGAUGGCCCAUCGUCUUGAUGAUGCUCUUUACACGUUUUUAAAUAUUGCUCCAACUUUUGAUGGAUAUACUCAAUGUACUGAAUGUUGUGAAAAUUUGAGAGCGAUGAUGUGGAAAUGGCAUCUUCAUUAACUUGAGCAUUUGGUUUGUUACUUUUAUUGCCUAACGCAAUAGCUGCAUUAUAGUUAUUUUCAUUAAUUGAUUUACCAUCGAUGGAUUCAAGAUCAUCAUUAGAAAUAUUUUCAAAAUUGAGUAAAUAAGCGUUUAAUAUGUUGGAACUUUGUGACAUCAUAUGAUUUGCAUCUGAUCUUGGUGGCAGUGCAUCUAAAUAAGUUUCUAAACUACUUUCCAAUCGUUUCAUAUCUUGUUUCUCCUUUCCUCUAUCCCAUACUGCAUUCGAUUGCAUCUUUUCGUCCACGCUAUGCGUUGAUGUAGUAAUUGCUAUUGAGCCAAUUCUUUACGAAUUAUGCAA
Molecule: messenger RNA, 5466 nt
Organism: Chironomus riparius
Lineage: Eukaryota; Metazoa; Arthropoda; Insecta; Diptera; Chironomidae
Source: the annotation of a GenBank genome assembly